UGCAGCGUGGGGGGGAGUUGUGCAGUCGAGAUGAAGCGCUUUGGGCGCGAUGGAAUGUGCUGAGAGCCGAGUCUUCGGCAUAGGCCCUGGUUUGUUAGCCGUCCUACUGAUCUUUAGCCUCAGUCUGCUGGGCUUCGUGGUGGCAUCAUGUUUAGCGAGAUCAUGCCGCCAGAGCAUCUUUUGCCUUGUGGUCUUGGCCAACCUGGGGUUGACUGUGUUGCUGGUAGCCUUGCCGAAGGGAUGCCAGCAAGUCGUGCAAGCGAUCGGUAUCAACCGCCAAGGGCAAUUCUCAGAUAUUGCAGUAGCAGUCGUGGUGAUCGGCGCGCUGGGUGCCAGCGGACUGGUGGCCAAUGAGUUUCUGCUACGGAGCACCGUGGCGGUGCCGCGGGACGAGCGCUUGGCGGGCUGGCGCUCUGCAGCGCUGUGAAGAGCACUCUUUCGCCACUCAAAGAAGUGGUGCAAGCGAGUGAGAUGGAUGA
Durusdinium trenchii is the source of this 479-nucleotide messenger RNA. The record is from the annotation of a GenBank genome assembly. Lineage: Eukaryota; Dinophyceae; Suessiales; Symbiodiniaceae.